GCCCGGCUAGUCGCUCACUGCUGCCGCUGCCGCUACUGCUGAUAGCAUGGCCGCCUGCUACGUGCAUCUGCUGCUGGUUCUGCUGGUGGGCGCGCCUCUGGCGCCCGCCCAGACCGCCUCAGAGCCAGGACCGGAGGCGCCGCUGGACGUCGUCCUCUCGUCGACGCUGCGCGCCGGCGACGCCUCUCUGCCCGAGUACGUCGUCGUGCCGGAAGACGCCGCCUCGCAGCCGUCGCCGUCGCCGUUGGACCUGGCCGUGGAAGACGGGGACGCGGCGGCGCCGCCGCAGCUGCGCAAGCCGUCCGCCGACAAGGCGUGGAGCCUCGCCGAGCGCCGCGAGCAGCUCAUGGCCGACCUCGACGACGGAGAGCCCAUCUACCCUAGAGUGGCGACCCCGCGGCUGGUGGCCCACGCGCGCGUGGCGGGCCCGGGCACGAGCCUUCGCGCCGACUCGGCGGAGCGCUGCCUGCAGCUGUGCCGGCUGCGGCCGCACUCGUGCGACGCCGCCAACUACCACGCGGCCACCCACAAGUGCCGCCUGCUGGCGCGCUGCGCGCCCACCAAGGUCGCCUACGAGCACCACGACUACCACCACUUCGCCGCCAGGCCGCACGUGCGCGGUGACGGCUUCUCCCACGAGCCCAACUCCGGCUCCUGCAUGAAGGUGGUGUCACAGCAGGCCGACUACGCGGGCGCCGACCGGCUGUGCGAGUUGCAGGGCGGCCGCCUGGCGGCGCUGACGUCGCCGGCGCUCAACGAAUACGCCGCGGCGCUGCUGCGUCAGGCGGGCGCGCAGUACGCCUGGAUCGGUUUGCGUGACGUCUACGGCCGCGAGGGAGACCCCACGCACAGUGAUGGUACUUCUGUGUCGGAACGCCGCUUCUUCAAGCCAGCGCCGCAACACUGGAGGAACGCCACGGACAAGAACUGCUGGGCGUUGCGCGACGACGGGCACUGGGCCGAGCUGUCGUGCAAGACGCGCCGCCUCUACGGAGUCUGCGAGGUGCCGCUCUUCUGAGGAGCCGCAGUUGCGCCAGCAUGCCGCGCCAGUGCUGCCGCGCGCGGGCGAUACAUCGAAACUGCUACCGAUCGAUCAAAAUAACCUUGUGAUCGACACAUGACUGAGUCGAGUGUGACUGAAGCUAACCUCCAGUAGGAGCGCUCGCGUUGCCUGUCCUGAACAGACACGGAUGACCUUGAGAACGUGAGACAACUACCAUCAUUUGCUCAUGCCGACAUCGCCCCCUCCCCUACCCGUCUCUACCUACCGUUACCAGAAGAGACUUUAAACAAUGUGUAGCUACAAAAGUACUGAAUGCAAUAAAUGCCUUACUAGUGUGAAUUUCUGCUUAUUAAAACAUUUUAUUUUCUGAAAUAAAAAUUCUCAGAUUCUCCCAUUACUAUCAGAAACUAGGCUUCACUAUAUAGUGUUUAUCAGUUUUCGUUGUCUCACAGAGUAGUUUCAUAAAAUUACAAUCGCAAGAUUAUGAGCUCGCAUACCCAAUAAAAACUUGCUAAGAUCCGUUUCUGUGUAACAUCUACUUGAAAGUGCCUUUCUCAUCCAUUAAUCCCAUGUCAAAAAUAAAAAGGUCAAUCUGACAUUAGCGGUGCCUAAUGCAGUUUGACUCAGUAUAGUUUCUAAGCAAAAAAUAAUAAUAAUACAAUUGAAGUACUAAGUCAUAUAUCAGUGCCUUACUCACCUAUGAAUGUAAAAACAUGAACCGUCCAGCAAAAUAAGUUUAUAAAACUCUUGCCUUUCAAUAAAAUAUUCUGGGUGGAAGAAAACUGUUGAUUUUUGCUGAGGAAAGUACAUAAAAUGCUGUUCUUAUUUGUAACAGGCAGUAACAUUUCAAACCCCAGUUGUUUUUUGGGCCAUUAGACGUAGCGUGUUUUAUGUUAGGUGACAGAUCUUUUGUUGAUAAACAUUGCUUUCCUUUCCAUGCUCACUGCUUUAAAACUGCAAGACAGCACAAGUCGCCUAACAUGAAUGAACUGUUAUGUUCCUGGGGCCAUCUUUGGCUCUUUUAAUAACAUAUUUAUGUGGGAAGUAGUAUAGGUAUACUUUAGAUAUAGCACUAACACGUCCUUAUUUAUAAUUUUGCAGCUUACGCUGCAAGUAAAAGUACAAAUGUGUUAUCUUUAAUGUGAAAUUAUCAUAGAAACAUAUCUUGUUACCAAUAUCAUCUCUUUAUUUUUUAAGAAAGACUUGUAAUAAUUAAUGUAUGUUUAUGUAUGUCUUAACCUACUGUAUGCCUGAUUGUAGUUUCACAGCUUAUUUAUAACAAAAAUAUAAGACAGUAUUAUGUUUUUUU
Schistocerca nitens (vagrant locust) is the source of this 2312-nucleotide messenger RNA. RefSeq lists its product as uncharacterized. NCBI's taxonomy places the organism in Eukaryota, Metazoa, Arthropoda, Insecta, Orthoptera, Acrididae. The transcript has 4 exons. The record is from RefSeq and is a predicted model, not a curated record. Bases 47 to 1018 code for a protein of 323 amino acids.